AUGUUUGCCUUGAAACCAACACUAAUCACUCUUUACACCCUGCAUACACUCUUUACCGUUGUAUUUUCGGCAACCAUAACUAUUCGUGUUGGUGAUGGGGGCAACCAGUUUGUACCAAACACUGUUUCGGUUCACUUGGGUGAUGUUAUUGAAUGGAUAUGGAGUAAUUCAACAAAAGGGCUCCAUUCUGUCACUCAGGCAGACAAAGCAGACUCUUGUAGUCAAUUGGCUGGUGGAUUGUUUGCCGGCGUUGGCAUUUUAUUCAUCCCAUGCGCGGUUUGCAUCUAUUGGAGAUGCAAAGCCGUUAAGGAGCGGAAGGAGAUCGACAAACUGAACUCUGCAAAUAAUAGUCAACAAUCAUCAUCAAGUGGGGGACGAAGCAAUGGGUCACGUACUAAGAAGCGCGAUAACGGCCCGGCGAUAUUCUUCCUAAAGGGAGAAGCCACACAAUAA
Molecule: messenger RNA, 453 nt
Organism: Paraglomus occultum
Lineage: Eukaryota; Fungi; Glomeromycota; Glomeromycetes; Paraglomerales; Paraglomeraceae
Source: the annotation of a GenBank genome assembly